This is a messenger RNA of Adineta ricciae, 1584 nucleotides long. The record is from the annotation of a GenBank genome assembly. Lineage: Eukaryota; Metazoa; Rotifera; Eurotatoria; Adinetida; Adinetidae.
AUGGAACAGCAUCGUAUUCGAACAGGAAAAGUCCGUGUUGAAAAAGUUUCACGUCGUGAUCGAUCAACUCAUCGUAAAUGUUCAACAUCACUAACACGAAUAACUUCUGUCAAACAUAUUUCUAUUCGGUCAGCUAACAGUGUUCGUUCAUCUUCACCAAAUAGAAAAAUAAUCAAAGAUCAUCAUUAUCAAAAUAAUUCAUCUGAUCAUAUUUUCGACAAAUCAGAACAAUCAUCAGUACGAUCAACGAACACUGUGAAUUCUGUUCGUGUGACAAAAGUUCAACAUGUGCCAUCUGUGUUUCGACCAAAUCCAGUUCCAUGUACAAACAGCUCAUUUGAAAUACUUGCAAAAAGUGAAAUCAAUCUUAGUCAAAACGAGAUUAGCAGUGAACCAACGAAAAGUAUCAAAAAACCAUCAUUGGGAACAAUAGAAAACCUAAUAACACCGCUACACCAAGAUCGUCAUCUAUCAAAACAGAAAAGUCUCAAAACUUUCAUGAAACUAUGUUGUCGAUGUACACGAAAACGUGCAUUAUUAUUUUUAAUAUGUGUCAUACUUUUUGGUGUUCUUCUCAGCAUACUUCUUAUUAUUCUCUUACCAAAAUCCAAAUCAACAUCAAAUCAAACUUAUCGUAAAGUUUAUCUUCGAUGGAAUACAACUGGUAUUACAAUAUAUGGCACAACAGGUCUUAGAGGAAACACAUCAACACAAUUGUCCAGUCCUUUUGGUUUAAUAUUUGAUUCCGAUGAUAAUCUUUAUAUCGGUGAUCGUUAUAAUCAUCGUGUUCAAAAAUGUUCAAUUAGAAAUACAUCGUGUAUAACCAUAGCUGGUCAAGCAAAUGCUGUUUCAGGAACGAAUAUGAGUGAUCUGAAUGGACCAACUUAUCUUUUUAUGGAUGCAAAUAACAACCUAUACAUAGCAGAUUCAGGAAAUCAACGAAUUCAAUUUUGGACUUAUGGAGCAAAUUAUGGCAAAACGAUUGCUGGAGUAACAGGCUCAGCAGGUUCUGGCUUAAAUUAUUUUAAUAUUCCAUAUGAUGUGGCACUGGAUUCAAGAUCGAAUGCUGUCUAUGUUUCAGAUCAUAAUAAUCAUCGUGUUAUGAAAUAUGUCUUCGGAAAUUUAACCGGGAGUAUUGUUGCUGGCGGAAAUGGUUUUGGAACAAACAAUACACAACUAUAUCGACCUGCUGGUCUCGUUUUCGAUUCAUCAACAAAUGCUCUUAUUGUUGUGAAUUUCGGUGCCACUAAUAUUGUUCAAUGGAAAUUAGGUGAUUCCAAGUGGACAAUUGUUGCUGGUGAUUCGAAUGGAUUGAAUGGAAAUACAUCGACAUUACUUGAUCAUCCAACAGGUGUGACCUAUGAUCCAAUAGGUAAUAUGUAUGUGGCAGAUAUGUUCAAUCAUAGGAUACAAAUGUAUUCCAUUGAUCAAUCAAAUGCAACAACUAUUGUUGGAGUUUCAGGGCAACUUGGUACGAAUUCAGCUAUGCUUAAUUAUCCUGUAUCGGUUGCAUUUGAUCAUCAACUUAAUCUAUAUGUUGCUGAUUCAUUAAAUCAUCGAAUACAGAAGUUUUUACGUUAUUAG